GGUGGAUAUCCGCUUAAAACACUGAAUCUCGAAUCUGUCAGGAACACAGAGGUUUCUCAUUGUUUGCUAUAGGAAUGGUGAACGGCGCACUACCAAGCUGUGGUUCCUCUUCCCAUGGUAAUCAAAAGUCCCAUUCAAUGCUUCUCACAAAGUCAGUCCUAUCCGAAUCCUGCCAGCCACAAAGUUUACAGACACCAUCCGAACGCCCUCAUCCGUCGCAUUUCCGGAUCCUAGCCAACCUCCACCCCCGUUCAUUUUCACAGUAGUGUACCCAACCUCCACGACCAAAUUGCGCUAAGGGAAAUCUCCAUCACUCUGGCUUUUAGUCUGGUCAGCACGUUAUCUGUGCCAGUCCGGGGGAGGGCAGGCAAUAGGGAAGGGCAGGGGUAGCAGCGAGGACGAAUGGCGCAGAAGGGACGGGAAUGCGUGCGCAGGAAUGAAUGUGUAUCUGGAUGGAAAUUUUUUGUAUUGGUGUUGUGUUGUGUGAAUCGGUCGCCCAGUGCUGGCCGUUGUCUUUUGCGUUGACCGAGAGUUUUCAAGCCUUCUUGUUCGUCCCAUGCCCCGUUUACCGGAAGAGAAAGAGUGUUCUCUAUGCUUACCUGACAGAUGGCGUGUGCCGCCCGCCAGCCUGUAUGAUGAGAAAUAGCAGUAAAAUCUUCAUCCUGAAGUUUAUCGAGUUGAGCGAUGCCUAUUGCGGGUUGUCUCCCUUGCUUGGGUAAUUCAGGUACACCGUAUCACCGCUCUUACUAC
Neurospora hispaniola is the source of this 750-nucleotide messenger RNA. RefSeq lists its product as uncharacterized. The coding region runs from base 441 to 719 and encodes 92 amino acids. The record is from RefSeq and is a predicted model, not a curated record. Lineage: Eukaryota; Fungi; Ascomycota; Sordariomycetes; Sordariales; Sordariaceae. The transcript has a single exon.